AUGUCUGAAUUGAAAGUUGAUCAUGGUUCUAUGGCUGGGAUUGCCAACUCCGGUCCAAUUUCUAUUUUAUCUUACUGUUGUUCAUCUAUUUUAAUGACUGUAACAAAUAAAUUUGUUGUUAAUUUGGAAAAUUUCAACAUGAACUUCGUCAUGUUGUUUGUUCAAUCUUUAGUAUGUUGUUUGACUUUAGUCGUUUUAAAAGUCUUAGGUUACGCCAAAUUCCGUUCUUUAAACAAAACUGACGCCAAAAACUGGUUCCCAAUCUCUGUUCUAUUGGUUCUAAUGAUUUACACCUCUUCCAAGGCUUUACAAUUCUUAGCUGUUCCAAUCUAUACUAUUUUCAAGAAUUUAACUAUUAUUCUAAUUGCUUAUGGUGAAGUAUUAUUCUUUGGUGGUUCUGUCUCCUCUAUGGAAUUGUCUGCAUUCUUAUUAAUGGUUCUAUCAUCUAUAGUUGCUACAUGGGGUGAUCAACAAGCUUUAGCAUCAAAGGCUGCCUCUCAAACUCUAGGUGAAGCUGCUGGUAACGCUUCCGUGUUAUUAAACCCAGGUUACUUCUGGAUGUUUACUAACUGUAUCUCUUCCGCAUUAUUUGUCUUGAUUAUGAGAAAGAGAAUUAAGUUAACCAAUUUCAAGGAUUUCGACACAAUGUUCUACAACAAUAUUUUAGGUCUACCGAUCCUAUUAGUUGCAUCCUUCUGUUUUGAAGAUUGGUCUUCUGCCAACCUAGCUGUUAAUUUAUCUAACGAUUCUUUGACUGCUAUGAUCAUCUCAGGUAUGGCUUCCGUUGGUAUUUCUUAUUGUUCUGGCUGGUGUGUUCGUGUCACUUCCUCCACUACUUACUCUAUGGUUGGUGCUUUGAACAAAUUACCAAUUGCUUUGUCUGGUCUACUAUUCUUUGAUGCCCCCAAAAAUUUCUUAUCUAUUUUAUCCAUCUUCAUUGGUUUCUUAUCUGGUAUCGUGUACGCUGUUGCCAAACAAAAAAAGCAAACAGAUCAUAAGGCUCGUAAGUAG
Messenger RNA from Maudiozyma barnettii, 1011 nucleotides. It is a transcript of the gene VRG4, whose product is annotated as GDP-mannose transporter. Lineage: Eukaryota; Fungi; Ascomycota; Saccharomycetes; Saccharomycetales; Saccharomycetaceae. The record is from RefSeq and is a predicted model, not a curated record. Gene Ontology annotation, molecular function: antiporter activity; GDP-mannose transmembrane transporter activity. Gene Ontology annotation, cellular component: Golgi apparatus. Gene Ontology annotation, biological process: transmembrane transport. The coding region runs from base 1 to 1011 and encodes 336 amino acids. The transcript has a single exon.